AUGGACCCCAACAGCCAGCCCAACCUGCGCAUCACCAUUAUUGCCGCCGAUGGUCUCUACAAGCGCGAUGUGUUCCGCUUCCCGGACCCCUUCGCCGUCGCCACGGUCAACGGCGAGCAGACCAAGACGACGAGCGUGAUCAAGAAGACGCUGAACCCCUACUGGAAUGAGAGCUUCGACAUGCGGGCAAAUGAAGAAAGUGUGCUCGCGGUUCAGAUAUUUGACCAGAAGAAGUUCAAGAAGAAGGACCAGGGCUUCCUGGGAGUCAUCAACGUCCGUAUAGGCUCUGUCAUAGACCUUGACGCGGGUGGUGACGAAAUGCUCACGCGCGACCUGAAAAAGUCCAACGACAACAUGGUCGUCCACGGCAAGCUCAUCCUCAACCUCUCCACAAACCUCACCGCACCCAUCAGCCAAGGAGCGAACAACGCCACCCGUCCCCCCGCUUCUACACACCCCUCCACAAACGGUCCCGUCACUGCCGGUCCUUCUACACCACACCAGUCUACGCAGAACCUGCACCCGAACGUGUUUCCAGGCCAGCAACGAACGUCAACUACCGCACCGCCAGAUGCCCACCGUCUUAGCCAAGCGCCCUCUAUUGCUCCGCCAAGCGGCGCUCCUCUGGGACCACCUCCGAGUGGGGCGCGAACGGCUGUUGCUGCAGGCACUGAAGGAUCCUACAGUGCCUUUGAAGAUGCGCAAGGACGACUGCCCAACGGGUGGGAACGUCGUGAGGAUCAUUUGGGUCGAACAUACUACGUGGAUCACAACACUAGGCAGACUACUUGGAUCAGGCCUGGCGCAGGAUUCAAUGCCGCAGAUCAGCGAACAGCCUUGGCCGCCCAGACCCAGCAGGAGCGCACGCGACACCAGAACCGCAUGUUGCCAGAAGAUCGCACUGGCGCGAGCUCACCAACUCUCGCCGAGCAACAGCCUUCGCCACCGCCAGGUGCCUCUGCGAGCGCUGCGAGCAUGAUGGCCACGGGAGCGACCACUGCAGGGACCGGGGAACUCCCGUCUGGUUGGGAGCAACGACACACUCCAGAAGGAAGACCAUACUUUGUCGACCACAAUACGCGAACAACCACAUGGGUCGAUCCCCGCCGACAGCAGUACAUACGCAUGUAUGGUGGUCAGGCCGCCAACGGCAGCACUAUCCAACAGCAGCCUGUGUCACAGCUUGGGCCUCUACCAUCUGGAUGGGAAAUGCGCCUCACGAACACGGCCAGAGUGUACUUUGUCGACCACAAUACAAAGACUACCACCUGGGACGAUCCACGAUUGCCAUCGUCACUCGAUCAGAACGUGCCGCAGUACAAGCGUGACUUCCGUCGCAAGCUGAUCUACUUCCGAUCGCAGCCGGCACUUCGCAUCGUAUCUGGGCAAUGCCACGUCAAGGUCAGACGAACGCAUAUUUUCGAAGAUUCGUAUCACGAGAUUAUGCGGCAAAGUGCUGCUGAUUUGAAGAAGCGACUGAUGAUCAAAUUCGACGGUGAAGACGGGUUGGAUUACGGAGGUCUUUCUCGAGAGUUUUUCUUCUUGCUUUCUCAUGAGAUGUUCAACCCCUUCUACUGUCUAUUCGAGUAUUCCGCACAUGACAACUACACCUUACAGAUCAACCCUCACUCCGGCAUUAACCCCGAGCACUUGAACUACUUCAAGUUCAUCGGGCGAGUUGUCGGGUUGUCGAUUUUCCAUCGCCGAUUCUUGGAUGCAUUUUUCAUUGGAGCGUUUUACAAGAUGAUCCUUAGGAAGAAGGUUGCGCUACAAGACAUGGAGGGUGUAGAUGCUGACUUCCACCGCAACUUGGAAUGGAUGCUGAACAACGAUAUCACAGACGCGCUGGAACUCACGUUCGCAACGGAUGACGAAAGGUUUGGCGAGACUGUUAGCAUCGAACUGAAGCCAGGAGGCGACAACAUCGACGUCACCAACGACAACAAGGGCGAAUACGUCGAACUCAUCACCGAAUGGCGUAUUCAGAAACGAGUCGAGGAGCAGUUCCAGGCUUUCAUCACUGGCUUCCAUGAGCUCAUCCCUGCUGAUCUAGUCAACGUUUUCGACGAGCGUGAACUCGAACUUCUCAUCGGCGGUAUCGCAGAUAUCGACGUCGACGAUUGGAAGAAGCAUACUGACUACCGUGGUUACACCGAGAAGGACGAGGUCAUCCAGAACUUCUGGAAGUGCAUUGGUAGCUGGGACGCCGAGCAGAAGUCGCGUCUGCUGCAAUUCGCCACAGGUACUUCACGUAUCCCUGUCAACGGGUUCAAGGAUCUACAGGGUAGUGAUGGGCCGAGAAGGUUCACGAUUGAGAAGGCGGGUGAACCUAAUCAGCUUCCAAAGUCGCACACAUGUUUCAAUCGUCUUGAUCUGCCUCCAUACAAGACCAACGAGGCACUGAAUCAGAAACUCACAAUCGCUGUUGAGGAGACUGUUGGGUUUGGGCAGGAGUAA
Dothidotthia symphoricarpi CBS 119687 is the source of this 2457-nucleotide messenger RNA. RefSeq names its product HECT-domain-containing protein. The transcript is spliced from 9 exons. The record is from RefSeq and is a predicted model, not a curated record. Lineage: Eukaryota; Fungi; Ascomycota; Dothideomycetes; Pleosporales; Dothidotthiaceae. Bases 1 to 2457 code for a protein of 818 amino acids. Gene Ontology annotation, biological process: ubiquitin-dependent protein catabolic process. Gene Ontology annotation, molecular function: ubiquitin protein ligase activity; protein binding.